This is a messenger RNA of Ilex paraguariensis (yerba mate), 1658 nucleotides long. Lineage: Eukaryota; Viridiplantae; Streptophyta; Magnoliopsida; Aquifoliales; Aquifoliaceae. The record is from the annotation of a GenBank genome assembly.
CCAUACUUGAUAUAUUACUCUCCCUCCUGCCGUUGCUCUUUACCAGUUAUUUUUUAACAUUCAUUUCCAAACUGUAUACAAAGGAGAUUCCAAACCAAGAGCUACCUCCAACUCUUUCAUUCAUUCAUUCAUAACACUGUGUGUCGAUUUUGCUUUGCAAAAAACAAACAUGUCAAAUCCAAAUGCUUAUUGGGACGGUAGGAAGUCCGGUAAGGCGCCGGAGAAGUCGAAUUUUACCCAGACUUGCAACCUCUUGAGUCAGUACUUCAAAGAGAAACGCUCUCUUGGAGAUCUGAAUCUCGGAUUCACUGCAAAUCUGGAAGCCACAGGGAAAUCUGGCGAUACUAGUACAAGUACUGCAACAACAACAUCAACAACAAUUAACUUAUUAACCAAGAUGGAAAAAUCGGGUCAAGCGUCACAACACGUGAUGAAGUUCAUGGAUUCCCUUCCUCAGUAUGCCCGGGUUGGUUCCUCCAGUACUACGGAUACGACUGCCACCGCCACCGCCACCGCAACAAAUGACCCUAUUUCUAGCAAGCCAGAAAAAAAGGAGCAUAUAUCCGCCCAAAUGACCAUGUUUUAUGCGGGACAAGUAUUGGUGUUCAAUGAUUUUCCGGCUGACAAAGCCAGGGAAGUCAUGCUAUUAGCUGACCAGCUGGGAAGCUCAAACUCCCCUAAUCCCAUUCCCACUACUGGCUUUGUUUCCACCUCCACCUGCAACUCCAACAAAUUUAAGUCUGAUCAGUCUCUGCCGCCUUCUGCCUUGAAUACAUGUUCUACUCCUGCCCAACAAGUACGACAUCAACCACAUCCUGAAGCUACAAGUUCUGGUAAUUUUACUUCCUUAUUCCUCCUGUCCUGGCUGUAAUAAAUGGUUCCAUAUAUAGAAAGAUCAAUAUAUCUCAACAACUAUAAUAGUACUAACUAUUCUUUCUGUUUCUUUUUUAUGUUUUUCAGAUCUACCAAUGACAAGAAAGGCUUCACUUUAUCGGUUUUUAGAGAGGAAGAAAGACAGGGCGAUUGCCAGAGCACCAUACCAAGUACACAAUCCAUCCAGAGAGUCCCCCAAGCAUGAGGAACAACUUGCGCUCAGAUUAUAACUCAACAUUUUCAUGAAUUGUUACUGUUCCACAGACGAACCAUCAAUUGGUUAAUUGUGGAUACAUUCAUUGUCAUGGCCAGUUUUAGGUGGGAAUUGUUUCACAAAAAAAGAGAGAAACCAUCAGUUGUAAGCGGUUUGACACUCGUCAAAUUUAACUAUAUUCUGGAAUUCAAACAAAACAAGAACCAAGGAUGUUGUUGGUUUUCCAUCUGGAAAAGUUGGAAGAAUAUCCUACCUACGUUCUGGGUAGCCAAAAGGGGUAGAAGAUGGAUGUACUCAUUGUGUUGGAAGAGGCUGCUAACAGGAAGGGAAUGGAAUAGCAAUGUUUAAGACUAGUACAAAGAAAGCAUGUAGAUUGUAGAAGUAGAAACCAUCCAUGGGUUGUUGUACCCCUCCGCUAGGGCAAUAUAUUUUUUAUGCAAUGUGUGUUAAUUCUUUCAAUAUCUUACUAUGGUUUUGUAUUUUCCCACAUAAUACAGAAUCUAUAUUGUUUAUUCUCCAAUUGAAAUCGAAUGUUGGGUUUUAUUGUGUCAUGAUAACUGAUUUGAAUGUG